GCCCGCAGCCCGCCCCCCCGCGGCCCCGGGGCCGGCCCCUCUCGGGCUCCCGCUCCCCGCGCGCAAGAUGGCUGACCCGGCUGCGGGGCCGCCGCCGAACGAGGGCGAGGAGAGCACGGUGCGCUUCGCCCGCAAAGGCGCCCUCCGGCAGAAGAACGUGCACGAGGUGAAGAACCACAAAUUCACCGCCCGCUUCUUCAAGCAGCCCACCUUCUGCAGCCACUGCACCGACUUCAUCUGGGGCUUCGGGAAGCAGGGAUUCCAGUGUCAAGUUUGCUGCUUUGUUGUGCACAAGCGGUGCCAUGAGUUUGUCACGUUCUCCUGCCCUGGCGCUGACAAGGGCCCAGCCUCUGAUGAUCCCCGGAGCAAACACAAGUUUAAGAUCCACACAUACUCCAGCCCCACGUUUUGUGACCACUGUGGGUCGCUGCUGUACGGACUCAUCCACCAGGGGAUGAAAUGUGACACGUGCAUGAUGAACGUCCACAAGCGCUGCGUGAUGAACGUCCCCAGCCUCUGUGGCACAGACCACACGGAGCGCCGCGGCCGCAUCUACAUCCAGGCCCACAUCGACAGGGAGGUCCUCAUCGUUGUCGGAAGGACGUGGAGGAAAGGCAGCCUUUGUCAGGUGGGAACAGAGCCCUCACCAGGAAGCCAGUGUUCAGCUCCCUGGUCUCACUUUCAGCCUCCAGCACUGGGAGAAAUACCUGCCUGUCGUGUAACCCACCCCGUCCGUGUUGAACAUUCGCUAUCGCAGCCUGAGCAGACUAACACCGUCAGUCCCCGAGGCCGGCUGCUGAGGACAGAGUCAUUCGCUGCUUCUCUUCCUCCAGAGCUCAGCUCAUUCUCACCAUCAGGGAGACUGACAGUGAUCCCCCUUACACGUCCUUCCCCCACUGAAGAUGCUCAUGACAUCCUGAAUGUGAACUUGCGUCAGCGGCCAGUUAAACCUCUCAGGCCCACCAUUCCAGGUGCUGCUAGCUGGCAUCCUCACGUCCUCGUGCGAGUUGUUAUUAUCAUUCAGACUGAACGUCAGGCCCUGAUAGACCUCAUCCUGUUGGAUUUGGCCCUUCGCUCUCAGGGCCAUCUGGAGAGCUGCCCUGGGCAACCUAAUAGCAACCAAAAGCUAAGGAAAAAGGUUUUAGCUCAGUAUUUCACAGUGACGAAUGAACAUCACAGAUAUGGAGAGGAACUUCUGGUCACCUUGAACGUGAAAAUCAGCAAGAAUCCCCACUUUCAGCUGAAAGAAUCGGAUAAAGAUAGAAGACUGUCAGUAGAGAUUUGGGACUGGGAUCUGACCAGCAGAAAUGACUUCAUGGGAUCUUUGUCAUUUGGGAUUUCUGAACUGCAGAAAGCUGGUGUUGAUGGCUGGUUUAAAUUACUGAGCCAGGAGGAAGGCGAGUACUUCAAUGUGCCUGUGCCGCCAGAAGGAAGUGAGGGCAAUGAAGAAUUGCGGCAGAAAUUUGAGAGGGCCAAGAUCGGUCAGGGAACCAAGGCUCCGGAAGAAAAGACGACCAAUACCAUAUCCAAAUUUGACAACAAUGGCAACAGGGAUCGGAUGAAACUAACUGAUUUUAACUUCCUGAUGGUGCUGGGCAAAGGCAGCUUUGGCAAGGUCAUGCUCUCAGAGCGAAAAGGCACAGAUGAGCUCUAUGCUGUGAAGAUCCUGAAGAAGGAUGUUGUGAUCCAGGAUGAUGACGUGGAGUGCACCAUGGUGGAGAAGCGAGUGCUGGCCCUGCCAGGGAAACCGCCAUUCCUGACCCAGCUCCAUUCCUGCUUCCAGACCAUGGACCGCCUGUACUUUGUUAUGGAGUAUGUGAAUGGAGGUGACCUCAUGUACCACAUCCAGCAAGUUGGCCGUUUCAAAGAGCCUCAUGCUGUAUUUUAUGCUGCAGAAAUUGCCAUCGGCCUGUUCUUCUUACAGAGCAAGGGCAUCAUUUACCGUGACCUAAAACUUGACAACGUGAUGCUGGAUUCUGAGGGGCACAUCAAGAUUGCUGAUUUUGGCAUGUGUAAGGAAAACAUCUGGGAUGGGGUGACAACCAAGACAUUCUGUGGCACUCCAGACUACAUUGCACCUGAGAUAAUUGCUUAUCAGCCCUAUGGGAAGUCUGUGGAUUGGUGGGCAUUCGGAGUUCUGCUGUAUGAAAUGUUGGCUGGGCAGGCACCCUUUGAAGGGGAGGAUGAGGAUGAACUCUUCCAGUCCAUUAUGGAACACAAUGUGGCUUAUCCAAAGUCCAUGUCCAAGGAAGCUGUGGCCAUUUGCAAAGGGCUGAUGACCAAACACCCAGGCAAACGAUUGGGUUGCGGACCUGAAGGUGAACGUGACAUCAAAGAGCACGCAUUUUUCCGGUAUAUCGACUGGGAGAAACUUGAACGCAAAGAGAUUCAGCCUCCGUAUAAGCCAAAAGCUAGAGACAAGAGAGAUACCUCCAACUUCGACAAAGAGUUCACCAGGCAGCCUGUGGAACUGACUCCCACUGAUAAACUCUUCAUCAUGAACUUGGACCAAAAUGAAUUUGCUGGCUUCUCUUAUACUAACCCAGAGUUUGUCAUUAAUGUGUAGGUGAAUGCAAACUCCAUUGUCGGGCCUGGGUGUCAGACUUCAGGCCCAGUGUAUGUAUCAAUUCUAGUCUUCCAGGAUUCAUGGUGCAUAUGCUGGCAUUCAACAUGUGGAGAGCUCAUCUUAGAGGGCUUUUCUCUGUAUGUGUAGCUUGCUAGUUUGUUUUCUACAUUUGAAAAUGUUUAGUUUAGAGUAAGCGCAUUAUCCUAUUAUUAGAGGUACAGUUUUCCAACUUCCAGAAACUCAUCCAAUAAACAGACAAUGUCACAACUACUGUGUCUGAUACCAAAAUGCUUCAGUAUUUGUAAUUUUUAAAGUCAGAAGCUAUGUUCCUGGUACAAGUUUUUACAGUUAUUCUACAAUAUCUUCUUUGAAUGCUAAGCAUGACUGAUAUUUUUAAAAGUUGUGAGUAAGCUUUGCAGUUACUGUGAACUAUUGUCUCUUGGAGGAAAAUUUUUGUUUAAGAAUUGAUAUGAUUAAACUGAGUUAAUAUAUGCAAA
Tupaia belangeri chinensis (Chinese tree shrew) is the source of this 3063-nucleotide messenger RNA. It is a transcript of the gene PRKCB, whose product is annotated as protein kinase C beta. Gene Ontology annotation, molecular function: ATP binding; diacylglycerol-dependent serine/threonine kinase activity; zinc ion binding. Gene Ontology annotation, biological process: protein phosphorylation. The transcript is spliced from 20 exons. The record is from RefSeq and is a predicted model, not a curated record. Bases 68 to 2566 code for a protein of 832 amino acids. Lineage: Eukaryota; Metazoa; Chordata; Mammalia; Scandentia; Tupaiidae.